Messenger RNA from Podarcis muralis (Common wall lizard), 1283 nucleotides. The record is from RefSeq and is a predicted model, not a curated record. NCBI's taxonomy places the organism in Eukaryota, Metazoa, Chordata, Lepidosauria, Squamata, Lacertidae.
AGAGGGGAGGAUGAGAGAGCCCUUUCCGCUCAUCCGGAACGUCUACCUAUCUAAACGUUAGCCAUGAAGAAGACCUGAUUCAUCUCUGCUGCCUGUUGAAUGACACCUUUCCACCUUAACAUGGCAAACUGGAUCUAAGGAGAGGCUGGAUAUUUGUUCCGACUUUCAGCGAGGAAGCGAAAAGUUCUCUGGGAUAAAGAGGGAGACUGAACUCGGAUGAGGCCAUUCUGGGCCCGAGACAAGAUGGCCGUCAGGGAAGGGACACAGUCUGGCUUUGGCCUGCGGUUCCACGCAGAGCUUGAGCAAGGAGUCCCCCAGCAGAUCAAAAUGGAGGAGGAGGAUACCUCGGAUUCCACCUCGGGGGAAGGGUUGGAAGAAACCCCUUACAUCAUCCAGGCCGGAAGCAUCCGCAAAUUCCUGCAGAGGCCUCCCGGAGACCAGGAAACUGGCAACGGGCUGCUUUGGGAAACCCAAUGGCAGGACUUUCUGAAGACUCUGGAAUACCCACCACAGAUCCUCGAGGAACCCACCCCGUGGGACAACACCAAGUCUUUCCUGGCCUCCUUUGAGCAAGUGGCUGAAGCGUGCCGGUGGCCCCGAGAUGACUGGAUGGCCCAUCUUCUGCCAGCCCUCAGCGGGGAAGCUGAGCAGAUCUUCAGCAACCUGGACACCAGAGACAGGAUUAACUACGACAAGGUCAAGGCGGCCAUCUUGCGUGGGGAUGCCAUCAUCAGGGAGAGGCAGCGCCAGAACUUCCGCUGCUUCUGCUACCAGGAGGCCGAGGGGCCAAGAGGCGUUUACGGGCGGCUCCAGCAGCUGUGCGGUCAGUGGCUGAAGGUGGAGAGGCACUCCAAGGAGCAGAUCCUGGAGCUGCUGAUCCUGGAGCAGUUCCUGAGCAUCCUGCCACCCGAGAUGCAGAGCUGGGUCGGGGAACAUGGGCCGGAGACCUGCUCCCAGGCGGUGGCCCUGGCCGAGGACUUCCUGCAGAGGGCAUAUGCUGGAGAGAGUGGGGAAGAGCAGGUGAGAGUCUAGAUUUUCCAGCUUUGACUUAGGUAAGUUUCUCUCUUCAAGGUUACACCCCUGCUCUCAACAGCAAUGCCUGAUGAGCUUGUUCAGGUAUGAUGAAAGCAGACAAAUAUCCUAGGCAGAGGAGAUGGGGGUUGCUUGCUCAGCAACAAAAAGUUGCAGCAUGGUUUGUUCCUUGUUCAGGUUUCUAGACACUCUUUUCCACUGCGUUUUUUUGGGGGUGGGCAGUGAUUCACUGUAUUUACCGUAUUUUUCGC